Arabidopsis thaliana (thale cress) is the source of this 1794-nucleotide messenger RNA. Its product is annotated as O-fucosyltransferase family protein. The transcript has 9 exons. The record is from RefSeq and is marked reviewed. Bases 39 to 1421 code for a protein of 460 amino acids. Lineage: Eukaryota; Viridiplantae; Streptophyta; Magnoliopsida; Brassicales; Brassicaceae.
AGUUGUCUUCUGUCUGGAAAUUCAAAAGAAGACCAAAGAUGCCAAAACCUUGUCCUAAUUCAACAGUUUCAUCACAUUUUGGUCUGAACAGAGAAUCAUCUGCUCUUGCUCCUAGUAGUGGUUACUUAAUCGUGGAAGCAAAUGGCGGUCUUAAUCAGCAGCGUUCUGCGAUUUGCAAUGCUGUGGCUGUAGCCGGGCUUCUUAACGCAGUUUUAGUCAUACCGCGGUUUGAGUUUCACGCUAUUUGGAAGGAUUCAAGCAACUUUGGUGAUAUCUAUGACGAAGAUCACUUCAUAUCAAGCCUUGAAGGUUAUGUGAAAAUAGUGAGAGAUGUUCCUGAUGAGAUAAUGACUCGUUUUAGUUACAAUGUUUCAAGUAUUCCUACUAUUCGUGUUCAAGCUUGGGCUACUGUGAACUACUAUAACGGGGAAGUUUAUCCGGUUUUAAAGGAACAUGGGGUUAUUCGGAUAACUCCUUUCGCAAAUAGAUUGGCGAUGAGUGUUCCACCGUAUAUACAACUUUUGAGGUGCAUAGCUAAUUACAAAGCAUUGAAGUUUUCUUCACCUAUAUCAACACUAGCUGAGAAGUUAGUCGAUCGGAUGGUUGAGAAAAGCUCGGCGACCGGAGGAAAGUAUGUCUCGGUCCACCUUCGAUUUGAGGAGGACAUGGUGGCAUUCUCAUGUUGUCUCUACGAAGGUGGAAGAGCUGAGAAAUCUGAAAUGGAUGUGAUUAGACAGAAAAGUUGGAAAGGAAAGUUCAAACGAAGAGAUCGUGUCAUUAGGCCCGACCUUAACCGAGUUAACGGAAAAUGUCCCCUUACCCCAUUAGAGGUCGGUAUGAUGCUCCGUGGUAUGGGAUUUGAUAACAACACUUCGAUAUAUUUGGCCUCGGGAAGAAUCUACCAACCUGAGAAACAUUUGGCUCCUCUUCAAGAAAUGUUUCCUCGUCUCUACACAAAAGAGUCUCUUGCAACUCCAGAGGAGCUUGCCCCAUUUCAGGGAUAUUCCUCCAGAAUGGCUGCUUUGGACUACACAGUGAGUUUGCUAAGUGAAGUCUUUGUGACAACUCAAGGUGGAAACUUUCCUCAUUUUUUGAUGGGCCAUCGAAGAUUCCUCUUCGGUGGACAUGCAAAAACUGUCAUACCCGACAAACCCAAACUCGUUCUCCUUCUUCAGGACAUGGAAAUGAGGUGGGAAGUUUUCAAAAAGGAGAUGAAACUGAUGCUAGGGGAAAGCGAUAGAAAGGGAGUGAUGGUACCGAGAGUCAGGAAGAUCAACCGGAAAACUUCGAUUUACACAUACCCGUUACCCGAAUGCGAAUGCAUCUUCCAUUUGUCUUCCAAUUUUUCAAACACCGGAAACAUUUUGAGCCUUGGAGCUCUUCAUCCAUCUUCCAACCUCAUAAGUUCUGCAAGACUAUAGUCCCUGAGUCAUUUUGACCCUUACACUGAAGCUCUGAGCCAAGUCCUGAAUGUUUUUUUGCUCUUGACGGAAGCGAGGAAUCAGAUAUUCUUACGAGGAGAUUGAGUUCACAUAAGUGUAAGAACUCUCUAGGAUUGAAAGCUGUGUUGCUUGCUACUUCUGGUUAGGAGUUAGGACAGUCACAAAAACAGGGGUGUGAUUUUCUGUACUUAUGUUGUUAUCUUUUUUGUGCAUUACUUACGUUGUCACUCAAAUUGUUCAAGUGUAUAGAAAUUUUACAUCGUUCUGGUGGGAUUUUUUUUGAAAAAAAUUCAUUGUAAUAUUCCCUACCUUCGGUUCCAGUAGUUUUUACAUUCAAUCGAUCUCCCUUCUG